CUUCAAUAGUUAACGCUGUUCAGCUCAGCUCUCUCUCUAUCCAUCUUCAUGUCUAUCUCAUUAAUCUCAUCAUCAUGAAACAACCCCGUCGCAUCAUUCUCUGCCUCGAUGGCACUGGCAACCAAUUCCAAGGCAAUGAAUCAGACACCAACGUUGUCAAGAUCUACAGAUGCUGGAUCGGUAUUCCCCUGGUAAAUUCCAUAUUACCCGCAUAUGUCUUCUUCCUCUGUCUAUCUGUAUAGUUUCAACUGAACUAACCCCUCAGCUGGCAUUGGCACAUAUGUCAACGCCCCAGCCUCCAGAGUCACUUACUACAACCCCUGGCCCAAAAUUAC
Molecule: messenger RNA, 335 nt
Organism: Aspergillus wentii DTO 134E9
Lineage: Eukaryota; Fungi; Ascomycota; Eurotiomycetes; Eurotiales; Aspergillaceae
Exons: 1
Coding region: 75-242 (55 amino acids)
Source: RefSeq, a predicted model, not a curated record